AUGGCUGAACUACAACUCACCACUUUAGCAAAACAGUUCGCCUCUAGAGGAUAUUCGGAGGCUCUUAUUGGAGAACAGUUGGAGAGGGCUCAUCUCCUUAAACAGGAGGACUUAUUACAGAAGCAAUCAAAGCCAUCUAAGGAAAGUGCUGAUCCUAUCUUUAUUACUGAAUGGACUGAUGCCAGCCAACAGGUGAAGAGGGCCUUGAAGGACCGUUGGGAAAUAGUGAAUUCUGAUGCCAAUUUACCUUUCUACGGCAAAAAGACCCCUAUGAUAGCCUACAAAAGAGGACGUAAUCUAAGUGACAUAAUGAGCAUCCCAGUUCCAGAUACAAAAGCUGCAGUGGUGUCUAUACAAGCCGAGGUGGUGAUCAAUGGCGUAGCCACUCAGGUGGUGUGCUCUGCAUUUACCAAUCAAAUUCUGGUCGUGGUAACUCAGUAUGGAAAAAUGGGAACACUUGUGUCUGUGACACCAAACUUAGUCUCCAGUGAUCUUGGAAAGCCCUCACUCACAACCAAAGUGCUAUUAGGCCAAGAUGAGCCUCUUGUUCAUGUGUGCGCAAAGAAUCUGGUGACUUUUGUGUCUGAAGCAGCCAAGAACAAACCAAUUCUUCUGUCUAUGGCAUUAAAGGACAAAAGUGUAGACUGUAUUAAAACCAUAAAAGAUGUCAUUCGAAGCUGCCAGGUCUGGUGA
Molecule: messenger RNA, 693 nt
Organism: Xenopus laevis (African clawed frog)
Lineage: Eukaryota; Metazoa; Chordata; Amphibia; Anura; Pipidae
Gene: psmg3.S
Product: proteasome (prosome, macropain) assembly chaperone 3 S homeolog
Exons: 3
Coding region: 1-693 (230 amino acids)
Source: RefSeq, a predicted model, not a curated record